Molecule: messenger RNA, 1181 nt
Organism: Gadus macrocephalus (Pacific cod)
Lineage: Eukaryota; Metazoa; Chordata; Actinopteri; Gadiformes; Gadidae
Gene: copz1
Product: COPI coat complex subunit zeta 1
Exons: 9
Coding region: 16-669 (217 amino acids)
Biological process (GO): intracellular protein transport; retrograde vesicle-mediated transport, Golgi to endoplasmic reticulum; intra-Golgi vesicle-mediated transport
Cellular component (GO): COPI vesicle coat
Source: RefSeq, a predicted model, not a curated record
AUAACGCUACAAUGUAUGUGUCAGCCCAAUUCUGCUUCCCGGACGAGCCGACCAAUAGGAGAGCUGCGUUGGAACACGUAUCAAGCACAGACAGUUAGCCUUCUAGCUCCCAGCUGUUUGUUGACUCGGAUCAUCAUGGAUUCUCUCAUCCUGGAGCCUUCCCUGUACACUGUCAAGGCCGUCCUCAUCCUAGACAACGACGGAGACAGGUUGUAUGCCAAGUAUUAUGAUGACACAUAUCCCACUGUGAAGGAGCAGAAAGCAUUUGAAAAGAAUAUUUUCAACAAAACACACCGGACUGACAGUGAAAUUGCAUUGCUUGAGGGUCUCACAGUUGUUUACAAGAGCAACAUAGACCUCUUCUUCUAUGUGAUUGGCAGCUCGCAUGAAAACGAGCUUAUGUUGAUGGCGGUGUUAAACUGCCUGUUUGAUUCCCUUAGCCAGAUGUUGAGGAAGAACGUUGAGAGGAGGGCAUUGUUGGAGAAUAUGGAGGGACUUUUCCUGGCUGUGGAUGAAAUUGUGGAUGGGGGGGUGAUCUUGGAGAGCGACCCUCAGCAAGUUGUUCACCGUGUGGCCCUCAGGGGUGAUGACGUGCCUUUGACAGAGCAGACCGUCACUCAGGUUCUGCAGUCUGCCAAAGAACAGAUCAAAUGGUCCCUUCUACGAUAGAAGCGCUCCUUCCCACCGUCGUGGACCUGCUCCAUGCUCUUCCUCUGCUCUGAUCUCCUCUCCUCUCCUCCAAUCGAAGCUGUGAAGAGGCCGGCGCCCCAUCCAGUUGCACUCCAAGGAAUCCCUCAGUCCCAUUUCAACACAGGCUUCUCUUGUCUGUCGUCACCACAACGUUGAAGUUGUGGUGAACAUUCCAACUGUUUGGUGUUGUUUUUCUCAGUGCAGGGCAUCGUCAUGUUAAGAUGAUGUACUGUAGAGUGUCCUGUGAUAACAUUCCACUAUUUUGUUGAUAUUCAAAAACAAGGUUGUAUUGAUUAGAACGCCGUCUUUUUUCUCCCUGAUUCAAAUGGGUCAUUUAAGACAUUGAUGAUUUUGUUAAUUCUGCUAUAGCAAAUGCUCUGAUGAAAAGUGCACCAAGUACUGUAUGUAUACACAUGGAGAAGGUAAAGGCUGGUGUAAACCUGGGCCCAUCCUCAUCAGUUUCUUAUAAUAAAUACCCUUUCUUGACUUAA